Dichomitus squalens LYAD-421 SS1 is the source of this 850-nucleotide messenger RNA. Its product is annotated as cytoplasmic protein. The transcript has 9 exons. The record is from RefSeq and is a predicted model, not a curated record. The coding region runs from base 64 to 693 and encodes 209 amino acids. NCBI's taxonomy places the organism in Eukaryota, Fungi, Basidiomycota, Agaricomycetes, Polyporales, Polyporaceae.
CGCCUCGGGACUAGGUUCGGACUCCAUCCAGUCGCACCACCAAACUUGCGCAAGUUCGAUGCAAUGGUCCUCUUCUUUACCUCCACAGCCCACGACCCGCCCGUGACGAUCUACAUGGGCAAGGACAAGUUCGAGAACGAGGACUUGAUCAAGUACGCGUGGCCACAGGACAUAUGGUUCCACGUCGACAAGCUCUCCUCGGCGCACGUCUACAUUCGAAUGCCUGAGGGCAUGACAUGGGACGCGAUCCCAGAGUCGGUUCUCAUUGAUUGUGCUCAGCUUGUGAAAGCGAACUCCAUUGAAGGGAACAAGAAGGAUAACUUGACCGUGAUCUACACGCCAGCUGACAAUCUCAAGAAAACGGGUGAUAUGGCCGUCGGUCAAGUUUCAUUCCACAACGACAAGCGAGUCAAGCGCAUACACGUCGAGAAGCGUGAGAACGCUAUAGUCAACCGGCUCAAUAAGACAAAGGUCGAGCGACAGGUCGAUCACGAGCAAGAACGUGUUGACCGCAUCAAGAAGGAGAAUGCCGCAAAGCGGGCCGCUGCCGCACAGAAGAAGAAGGCCGAUGCUGACCUGGCAAGGGCACGCGAGGCAGAGAAGGCUGCUCGCUCCUACGACAACCUGGACAUUGAUGAAGACGAGAUCGAGCCGCAAAAGUCUGUACAGGAAAUGAUGGAUGAUUUUAUGUAGGAAGUGGAGAAUUCAUUUAUCGACGCUCUCAACAAUGUUGUACAAUGUACUGGAGACAUCUUAUCGCAGACCCCCCCGGGUGUCCGCAAUGUCUGACGGAUUUAUUAGUCCGUCAACGGUCAACGCAUCGGAGUUGAAGGCUUAGAGACUCAUCGAG